Molecule: messenger RNA, 1382 nt
Organism: Leptinotarsa decemlineata (Colorado potato beetle)
Lineage: Eukaryota; Metazoa; Arthropoda; Insecta; Coleoptera; Chrysomelidae
Gene: Rpn7
Product: Regulatory particle non-ATPase 7
Biological process (GO): proteasome-mediated ubiquitin-dependent protein catabolic process
Cellular component (GO): proteasome regulatory particle
Molecular function (GO): protein binding
Source: RefSeq, a predicted model, not a curated record
UCAGUUGUCAGAAUUUUCGUCUUGUCAUUGUGAAUAUUGUGAUUGUGAUUGCCUCAAAAGUUUGAUCACACUGAUCACAGUGUAGCUAUAGCUUUCUACUGUUGUUUGAUCAGUUUGUAGUUUUGUAGUAUUACUUCUCUAAGACAUAAUCAUGCCUAUUGAAAAUUUGGAGGACCAAGGUCUGGAAAAGAACCCAGACUUGGAAUUAGCGCAUUAUAAAUUUCUACUAACCUUACCAGAGUAUCAGAAUGAUACAUUGGUACAUACAAAAAUCACAGAAGCAAUCAAAAAAGAUGAUAUGGCUCCUUGGUAUGAAUUAAUUUGUAAGGACUCUGGCUGGAAAGUGGAUCAGAACUUAUUGAAAGCCAUGAAAAUGAAAAAUGAUGAACAAAUAAAACUUUUGGAUGAGGCCAUUGAAGAUGCUGAAAAAAACUUAGGAGAAAUGGAAGUUAGGGAAGCAUAUUUGAGAAAGGCAGAGUACUUCAGUCGAAUCGGUGAUAAAGAUAAUGCCGUGAGCACAUUUAGGCAAACUUAUGAUAAGACAGUUUCGCUUGGGCACAGACUGGAUAUUAUUUUCCAUUUAAUAAGAAUAGGCUUAUUCUUCAUGGAUCAUGAUCUCAUCACUAGAAAUAUUGAAAAAGCAAAAACUUUAAUAGAGGAAGGUGGUGAUUGGGAUAGGAGAAAUCGCUUGAAAGUAUAUCAGGGUGCUUACUGUAUGGCAGUAAGAGAUUUUAAGACUGCAGCAAACUUGUUUAUAGACACAGUCAGUACUUUCACAUCUUAUGAGUUGAUGGAUUAUAAAGCAUUUGUCCGCUACACAGUUUAUACAUCUAUCAUUAGUCUUCCAAGGAACCAACUUCGAGAUAAGGUUGUUAAAGGGUCAGAAAUUCUGGAGGUUCUUCAUUCUGAACCAUUUGUUAAGGAUUAUUUAUUUUCACUGUACAAUUGCCAGUAUGCAGAAUUCUUCUCAAAUUUAGCGGAAGUAGAAACCACUCUCAGAAAAGACUACUUCAUGAAUCCUCAUUAUCGCUAUUAUGUUCGAGAAAUGAAGAUUUUGGCCUACACACAGUUACUAGAAUCAUAUAGAUCUCUCACCCUACAGUACAUGGCUGAAGCUUUUGGUGUUUCUAUGGAAUACAUUGAUCAAGAGUUGUCAACAUUCAUUGCUGCGGGUCGACUACAUUGCAAAAUUGAUAGAGUUGGAGGAAUUGUGGAAACCAACCGUCCAGAUCUAAAAAAUGCACAAUUCAAUUCUGUUGUUAAACAGGGAGAUUUGCUUUUGAAUCGAGUGCAAAAGCUGUCUCGUGUCAUUAAUAUUUAGGAUAUUUUUGUUAAUACUAAUCACGGUAAAAAAAAUUAUUAAAAAGACUUUGGUAGAAAUA